Messenger RNA from Haliotis rufescens (red abalone), 465 nucleotides. Its product is annotated as neuropeptide-like protein 29. The coding region runs from base 37 to 378 and encodes 113 amino acids. The transcript has 3 exons. NCBI's taxonomy places the organism in Eukaryota, Metazoa, Mollusca, Gastropoda, Lepetellida, Haliotidae. The record is from RefSeq and is a predicted model, not a curated record.
GCAAAUAGUCGAUCUGUGUACCUCAAUCUAUUUAAAAUGAUGAAGAUUAUCGUCGUCCUUGUUGCCUGUCUGGCUGUUGCUACCUACGCCAAACCCAUUGGCUACAGAAUGGGCAUGUACGGAGGCCUUGGUGGCCUUGGUGGCCUUGGUGGCCUUGGCUAUGGCGGCUAUGGUAUGGGAGGCCUGUACGGAGGUAUGGGAGGUCUGUACGGAGGCAUGGGAGGUCUGUACGGAGGCAUGGGAGGUCUGUACGGAGGCAUGGGAGGUCUGUACGGAGGCAUGGGAGGACUGUACGGUGGAAUGGGAGGACUGUAUGGUGGAAUUGGCGGAGGAAUUGGACUUGGCAAAGGAAUUGGUAUGGGGUACGGUUACUACUGAGAGUCUUCUUACACAAGCCGAAGAUACAACUCUAGCUUUAUCACUAUGCAUUAAUGUAGAACCAAGAGUAGUUCAAUAAAAUAUAUC